ACGAGGUGAGAACGUUGCAAGGCAUGGCGACUCUGGAUUCCGACGUGACGAUGGUUCCGGCCGGCGAGCCCUCAGGCAGCGCCGGUCCUUCUUCUUCCAACAAGAAGCCCAAGCGCUUCGAGAUAAAAAAGUGGAAUGCCGUCGCUCUCUGGGCUUGGGACAUCGUUGUGGAUAAUUGCGCUAUCUGUCGGAACCAUAUCAUGGAUCUCUGCAUUGAGUGCCAGGCCAACCAGGCUAGCGCCACUAGCGAGGAAUGCACUGUAGCUUGGGGGGUUUGUAACCAUGCUUUUCACUUCCAUUGCAUAAGCCGAUGGCUCAAGACCCGUCAAGUAUGUCCCCUAGAUAACAGUGAGUGGGAGUUUCAGAAGUACGGUCACUAGAACUUUGAUGCCGUUGAGCUACUGCCUGCUUAGACAUUUGGACUGUAUCUAUUUCUGUUGAACGUUUAUCGCCCUCCCUACAUUUGUUGUCCUUUGCUCGCCUUCUGGAGUUUCACCGCUAUCUUUCAAAAACGUCACUUCUAUAUGGUUUCUCAGAUUGUUACACCUCCAUAUCUACAGUCGAUCAUAUCGUUAUUUUAGCAUACAAAUGUGGCACCUCUAGCGGUGGUGAUCCACUCAAUGACAUAUGAUAUAUGGAAUAUUGCAACACAUAAUUUACUGCAAAUAUUCUCGAAUAGGAUAUAAAAAGAACAAUUCUAUGUCUU
Abrus precatorius (Indian licorice) is the source of this 706-nucleotide messenger RNA. RefSeq names its product RING-box protein 1a. The record is from RefSeq and is a predicted model, not a curated record. Gene Ontology annotation, cellular component: cullin-RING ubiquitin ligase complex; nucleus. The coding region runs from base 24 to 380 and encodes 118 amino acids. Gene Ontology annotation, molecular function: cullin family protein binding; ubiquitin protein ligase activity; zinc ion binding. Lineage: Eukaryota; Viridiplantae; Streptophyta; Magnoliopsida; Fabales; Fabaceae. The transcript is spliced from 5 exons. Gene Ontology annotation, biological process: protein ubiquitination; ubiquitin-dependent protein catabolic process.